UUGAGCGAAUUAGCAUGGGUGUUAUCAUCUUGAACUGCAUUACCCUUGGAUUGUACCAGCCAUGUGAAGAUGAUGUAUGUGCUUCAGUCCGGUGUCAAGUUUUGGGAGGAUUUGAUCACUUCAUUUUUGCAUUCUUUGCUAUCGAGAUGUUGAUCAAGAUGUGUGCCAUGGGUGUAUUUGGGAAAGAGGCAUACCUGGGUGAAACCUGGAACCGACUUGAUGCUUUCAUUGUCCUUUCUGGAUCUAUUGAAUAUGGACUAAACACUGAAAACCUGAGUCUAUCAGCCAUAAGAACAAUACGUGUCCUCCGACCCCUCAGAGCUAUCAAUAGGAUUCCAAGUAUGCGCAUACUGGUGAUGCUCCUGCUGGACACUCUGCCGAUGUUAGGAAAUGUACUUCUUCUAUGUUUCUUUGUCUUCUUCAUCUUUGGUAUUGUUGGGGUACAAUUGUGGGCUGGAUUACUGCGACAACGGUGCUUUUUGAAACUUCCUAAAAAUGUCAUUGGAAAUGAGUAUCUUCCACCCUAUUACUAUGAAUCAGAUGAAGUUGAUUACAUCUGCAGUAAAGACUCCGAUGAUGGGAUGCAACACUGUCGCAGAUUACGACCAGCAACUUUUGGAUUGAUGACAUGUAAUUCUUCAGCCCUGCCUUUCAGUAAUAACACGCCCAGUAACUAUACUUGUGUCAACUGGAAUCAGUAUUAUACUGACUGUCAUGCUGGAGAUAAAAAUCCCUUUCAAGGGGCAAUAUCAUUUGACAACAUAGGAUUAGCAUGGGUCGCUAUCUUCCAGGUGAUCAGCUUGGAAGGCUGGGUGGAUAUUAUGUAUUAUGUCCAGGAUGCACAUUCUUUUUGGGAUUGGACCUAUUUUGUGAUGUUGAUUGUGAUUGGUUCAUUUUUCAUGAUCAACCUUUGUUUAGUGGUGAUAGCUACCCAGUUUUCAGAGACAAAAAAACGAGAGACAGAGCGCAUGAUGCAAGAACGUAAACGUUUUCAGUCCAGCAGCACUUUGGCUAGUAAUUCUGAACCAGGAGGUUGUUAUGAUGAAAUAUUGAAGUAUAUUGCUCAUCUAUGGCGUAGGCUAAAACGCCGUACGUUACGUUUAAUCAAAAGAGCCCAGGGACGGCGCCAACGCAAAGUGACUCCAGAAAAAGCAAUAUCGUUACGAGGGAAACGUAAAAAGAAGGGUCUCUCACAGACAUUACAUGUGCAUCAUCAUCACCAUCAUCAUCAUCAUAUCCAUAUAUCAGGCGACACAAAUAGGAGAAAUAGUAGUCCACGUGCUCCGAGGGCAAGCCCGGAGAUUUCGGAUAUCGACCCGGUUUCCUCACCACGACGUCCAAAUCAUUUAGUGCUGCCAAGCAAUAAUGGUCUUAACCCAUUAUCAGAUUCUCUUCGCAGUGUUGUAUACACCACCUCGGAAACAUUGGCGCCUUAUGAUACCGCAAAUGUCAAAUGCCAACAGUCUUCCCCAAACCAUCUCGUGGCAAACCUCACUGUGAGUAGGGCACAUUCAUUUAGCGGGAGGAGUUCACUGAAGAGUCUUCAGCCGGAGGUGUUGGCUGUUCAUGGAGCUAAAAAUGCUGCCUUAGCUGCUACAAAUUCUAUGCUGAACGUCGAGUAUGAUGUUAACAAGCUGCAUCCCCACAUUGACAAGAAUACAAAUAUACAUCUUUCAGCCCCACAUAUCUGUGCAUCAUCAGAUUAUGAUUCCAACCUGCGUCGGGUGUCCCAUUCAGAGUAUGAGUGGUCAGACAGUGAUGAUGAGGCAUCUUCAAGUGAUUGGAAGGAAAAUGAUGAUGAUAUACCAAACAAGCCUCAUGGACGGUAUUCUCAGUUAAGAAAUAUCCUGAAACUCAUUAAAGGUCACUGGAGAAAGUUCUGUGAUAAAGUAAAAACAGUAACAGACGGGAACAUUUUUCAACGUGGAAUACUACUAGCAAUUCUUAUCAACACACUUAGCAUGGGAAUUGAAUAUCAUAAUCAGCCUGAUCGAUGGACAUUGGUUUUGGAAUACAGCAAUAUAUGUUUCUGUGCCAUCUUUGCUGCAGAGAUGACUCUCAAAUUGAUUGCUGAGGGUUUAUUUGGAUACAUUAGCAAUGGCUUCAAUGUCUUUGAUGGAAUAAUUGUGGUACUAAGCAUUGUGGAAUUGGUCCAAGGUGGUGCUGGUGGCCUCUCUGUUCUUAGAACAUUCCGCCUGCUGAGAAUCCUCAAGCUUGUGCGCUUCCUACCAGCCCUGCGCCGUCAGCUGGUGGUCAUGUUGAGAACUAUGGAUAAUGUUGCUACAUUCUUUGCACUGUUAGUGUUGUUCAUGUUCAUCUUCAGCAUACUAGGAAUGAAUCUUUUUGGAUGCAAAUUCUGUACAAAAAGUCCAUAUUUCCCAACUGGGAGACACUGUGACCGAAAGAAUUUCGAUUCACUACUUUGGGCUAUAAUAACAGUAUUUCAGAUUUUAACCCAGGAGGAUUGGAACACUGUUUUAUAUAAUGGUAUGGCAAAGACAUCAGCCUGGGCUGCCCUCUACUUCAUAGCUUUAAUGACGUUUGGCAAUUACGUACUCUUCAACCUGCUGGUAGCCAUCUUAGUUGAAGGAUUUUCAUCUGAGGGUGAUGAUAAAAAGAGAGAUAAGGAAAAAGAGGAGGAAGCAAGAGUAUUGGAGGAGGAGGACAAUGAUGGAAAGAAUAACGGGAAGAAAAUUUAUGAUCUCAAGAACAAUAAAGAAAAAGAACGGAAAAUGCUGGCUCUCUCCCCCUGCGAACAUGGCUGGAAGGACAAUCGUCAAAAUGAUGGUCCUUUGAAUCCACCGAUUAUCACUCACACAGCAGCCACGCCCAUGGCCACACCCCAAGGGUCACCAAAUGAGAUGCUCAACACUUCCAAAGAUUUCAACAACAAGCUCUCCGUUACCAACGUCAAGUCAUUUAACCUAAGUUCGCUGUCUGUAGGUCAUGUUGAUAAGUCUAUGACCAGCCUGAGUAUCUGCAGUUCACCACGACUCACCCCACUCCUCAAACACCACAGCAGCUUAAAGAAUACAAAUUGGAAGGCAAGAAAUAUGAAUACGAGAAGUGACAAGACAACAUUAGUUGACACCCAAUCUGAAAGUGGUGAGGAUAGUGACGAGAACAGAAGAAAUAAGGCAUAUUCUCAUCGCCGAUAUUCAACACCAAUCACAAAUAAUUACAGUGAUUGCAAUGGACCUGCACCACUUAACAACCAGCGUGCUUUGAGCCCUCAUUAUUCAGUGAAAAGCAUGAAAGCCAUUUGCCCAAACAACUCAAUAAAGGAUCAUCAAUUUGCCAGUCGACAAAACUCCAUCAAAAGUUAUCAGAGUAACAUAAGCAGGAACAACUCAUUUACUCUCAGUCGUCAGAAUUCAAUUCGUAGCCAGCGGACAUUGAGCCCACAGAAUUCUCUAGGCAGUUGCACACCCAAGGAUGAGUACAAACCAAAUAAUCUGACUGAUGUCCAUCAUGUGAAGGUUGCUGAUGGCAGGUGUCUGGGGAACAAACAGGAUGAACCAGAGGAUUUAGAUGCAAUGGAUGAAUUGACUUGCGCGUGCUCGUGGUGUCCAGAACCAAGUGGAUGCUUCUUAACGAGAGUUGAAUAUUCGAUGUAUAUGUUAUCUCCUAAUAACAUCCUGCGACAGAAAUGCCAACACCUCAUAUCCAGGAAAUGGUUUGAUUAUUGCGUUCUAUUGUUCAUUGCUCUUAACUGCAUCACUCUAGCAAUGGAACGCCCGAGUAUACCACCAAGUAGUGCAGAACGCCAGUUCCUUACCAUAUCAAACUAUGUGUUCACUGUGGUGUUCACUUCAGAAAUGGCCAUAAAGGUUGCUGCCAAAGGAUUUAUCAUUGGUCAGCAUGCCUAUUUGAAGAGUGGAUGGAAUGUCCUAGAUGGUUUCCUUGUCAUCAUUUCCUUAGUUGACACCCUCAUCACAUGGAUAGCUGGCAGUAGCAAUAGAAUAUUUGGAAUUCUGAGAGUUCUCCGCUUACUGAGGACACUUAGACCAUUAAGGGUCAUCAAUCGUGCUCCAGGCCUCAAGCUUGUUGUCCAGACUCUUCUCUCCUCACUCAGGCCAAUUGGAAAUAUUGUACUCAUAUGCUGCACUUUCUUCAUUAUCUUCGGUAUAUUAGGAGUACAGUUAUUCAAGGGAAAGUUUUACUACUGUCUUGGUCCCACUGCUAUUUAUGUCAAGAACAAGACUCACUGCCUGUCAGAUCCGAGGAAUAUUUGGCAAAAUCAGAAAUAUAACUUCGAUAAUCUUGGCCAGGCAUUGAUGGCUCUCUUCGUACUUGGCUCUAAGGAUGGUUGGGUUUCGAUUAUGUACACUGGAAUAGAUGCAGUUGAUGUUGAUGUUCAGCCAAUCGUGAACUACAAUGAAUGGCGUCUUCUCUACUUCAUAUCCUUCCUGCUGCUAGUGGGUUUCUUUGUAUUGAACAUGUUUGUCGGAGUUGUUGUUGAAAACUUCCACAAGUGUCGUGAAGAUCAAGAGAUAGAAGAAAAAGCACGAAGGGCUGCAAAACGUACCAAGAAACUGGAAAAGAAACGAAAGAGUAAAUUGGCAAAUAAUGCUUCAUCUGAAAUGAAAGAGCCACCAUAUUGGGCCAAUUAUUCGGGACCACGGCUAGUUAUGCACAAUAUAUGUACAAGUAAAUAUUUCGAUUUGGCUAUUGCCGGGGUGAUAGGUCUUAAUGUGAUCACAAUGGCGCUGGAAUACUAUAUGAUGCCAAAGGAAUUGGAAUUUGCUUUGAAGAUCUUCAACUAUUUCUUUACUCUGGUAUUCAUUCUGGAAGCCAUCCUGAAGAUUAUAGCCCUGGAGAAGAGGCGAUACUUUAAGGAUAGCUGGAAUCAACUUGAUAUCAUUAUUGUAAUCUUGUCAGUAGCAGGUAUCGUCCUGGAGGAGAUGGACACUGAUGUAAUUCCAAUCAAUCCAACGAUUAUCAGAGUUAUGAGGGUACUAAGAAUAGCCAGAGUGCUUAAGCUCCUGAAGAUGGCCAAAGGAAUAAGGGCACUCCUUGAUACUGUGAUUCAGGCUCUUCCACAAGUUGGCAACUUGGGCCUGUUGUUUUUUCUUCUGUUCUUCAUAUUUGCUGCUCUUGGGGUAGAGCUGUUUGGACGUUUAGAAUGUUCAGAUGAGCAUCCUUGUGAGGGUCUUGGUGUGCAUGCCCACUUUGAGAACUUCGGCAUGGCAUUCUUGACACUGUUCAGGGUGGCAACCGGGGACAACUGGAAUGGUAUCAUGAAGGACACACUACGUGAAGACUGUGAUUCUUCUACUAACUGUGUUAAGAAUUGCUGUGUCAGCCCAAUUAUAUCCCCAGUGUAUUUCGUAGUUUUUGUACUGAUGGCACAAUUUGUUCUCGUCAAUGUAGUAGUGGCAGUGCUCAUGAAACACCUAGAGGAAUCUCACAAGAUGAUGGAUGAUGAUGCUGAAAUAGAUGCUGAGCUUGAGCGAGAAAUGGAAGAGGAGAAAGCAAUGAGAAACAAUGCUAAACUUGCUGAAAACAAGCAAAAUCAUGCAUUUAAUUGCGAGAGAGAAAGAGAGCUUUUGGUUGGAGAUAAAGCAACAACAGAUGACAAACAUCUCCAGGUCUGCAAGCAGACUUCACUGCCACCAAAUUUUACCUUUAAUCUCUGGCCACCAUCUUCAGACUUAGAAAAUAAUGAGGAACUGAACAUUUCAGGCACCAUACGGUCCAAACCCCCGCCUCGCCCUCUCCCGCCUGGCACUCCUGCACCACCUAAAGACUAG
Messenger RNA from Lineus longissimus, 5753 nucleotides. Its product is annotated as voltage-dependent T-type calcium channel subunit alpha-1H-like. The coding region runs from base 15 to 5753 and encodes 1912 amino acids. NCBI's taxonomy places the organism in Eukaryota, Metazoa, Nemertea, Pilidiophora, Heteronemertea, Lineidae. Gene Ontology annotation, molecular function: voltage-gated sodium channel activity; low voltage-gated calcium channel activity. The record is from RefSeq and is a predicted model, not a curated record. Gene Ontology annotation, cellular component: voltage-gated calcium channel complex; plasma membrane; neuron projection. The transcript is spliced from 33 exons. Gene Ontology annotation, biological process: membrane depolarization during action potential; calcium ion transmembrane transport; calcium ion import.